AUGGAGCAGACACUUCGAGAGAUUUCUAGUGCCAUUGGUACACCUCUUUUGAUUGACAACGCGACAUCCAAGCGCUUGUUCGGUCACUAUGCACGAAUUCUGGUUGAUAUGGAUUUCUCUCGCAAGCUCUUUCACGAAAUUGAGGUCGAAAGAGAAGGGUACUCCUUUACAGUCGAAGUGGCCUAUGAAUGGUUACCGGAUUUCUGUUCUCAUUGUCAGAAUAUAUGUCAUGAUGUCACUGUUUGCAGACGGCUUUAUCCUAGGAAGGAAACAACGACACAUAAGGAACAAAUUACGCAGGGGAAGAAGCAAGUCCCAGCAAAUAAGGCUACUUGGGUACCAAUAAAAGAUAACCCAUCUGGCAUUGGUUCCUCUGUAGCUUUUGGAUCCUCAAAAGAAAAUGAUUCAGAACCGAUAAAUGUAGAUGAGCAAACGGAAGCAGUCCCACAACAAUCAAUGAAUUCAGAUGUUCCCGUUCAGAAAGCAAUUGAGGCGACACCUUUGGAGGAGGAAAUGGAAAUUGUCCCACAUGUGCAGCACCAAUCCACAAAUUCAGAUAUUCAAGCUCAAAUACCACUUGAGGCCGCAUCUUUGGAGGCUACAUUGGAGAUGGAUGCAACAUCUCAAUCCCAAGGGGAUGGUAUUAUUGACCACAUAGAUGACAUCCCGGUUGUAACACCGACAAUUAUGGUAACUCCUAUUUCUCAUAGCCCUUCUAUUACUAAUAAUACUUUUAGCAAACAACUCGAGAAUGUAUCUGAUGAGUAG
Molecule: messenger RNA, 768 nt
Organism: Medicago truncatula (barrel medic)
Lineage: Eukaryota; Viridiplantae; Streptophyta; Magnoliopsida; Fabales; Fabaceae
Exons: 1
Coding region: 1-768 (255 amino acids)
Source: RefSeq, a predicted model, not a curated record